Molecule: messenger RNA, 1385 nt
Organism: Callorhinus ursinus (northern fur seal)
Lineage: Eukaryota; Metazoa; Chordata; Mammalia; Carnivora; Otariidae
Gene: LRPAP1
Product: LDL receptor related protein associated protein 1
Biological process (GO): negative regulation of very-low-density lipoprotein particle clearance; negative regulation of receptor internalization
Cellular component (GO): endoplasmic reticulum-Golgi intermediate compartment; endoplasmic reticulum; plasma membrane
Molecular function (GO): lipase binding; heparin binding; very-low-density lipoprotein particle receptor binding
Source: RefSeq, a predicted model, not a curated record
GGGCCUCUUCGGCCCGAGGCGCGGGGUCUCGGCGGUGGGAGGAGGAAGAUGGCGUCGCCGAGGCUGGGAGCGGGGUCGCGCGGGCUCCCGCAGCCGCAGCUCCUGGUGCUGCUGCCGCUGCUGCUGCUCGGACCCUGGCCGGCGGCGGGCCACGGCGGCAAGUACUCGCGGGAGAAGAACGAGCCCGAGCUGCCGCCGAAGCGCGAGCCCGGCGGGGAGUUCCGCAUGGAGAAGCUCAACCAGCUAUGGGAGAAGGCCCAGCGGCUGCAGCUUUCUCCCGUGAAACUGUCCGAGCUCCAUGCGGAUCUGAAGAUGCAGGAAAGGGAUGAAUUCGCCUGGAAGAAGCUGAAGGCCGAGGGUCUCGACGAAGAUGGAGAGAAGCAGGCCAAAGUCACGCGCAGCCUCAGUGUGAUCCUGGCCAAGUACGGCCUGGACGGGAGGAAGGACGCCCGGGCCGUGAGCAGCAACUCUCUCAGUGACCCCAUCGAGGAGGACAGCCUGGAGGACCCCAGGCUGGAAAAACUGUGGCACAAGGCGAAGACCUCGGGCAAGUUCUCCAGCGAGGAGCUGGACAGACUGCGGCGAGAGUUUCAGCACCACAAGGAGAAAGUACGCGCGUACAGCGUCCUGCUGGAGACACUGAGCAGGACCGAAGAAAUCCAGGAGAACGUCAUCAGCCCCUUUGAUGUGAGCCGCGUCAAGGAGGACGUGCUGCACAGCAAGCAUGCAGAGCUCAAGGACCGGCUGCGGGGCAUCAACCAGGGCUAUGACCGCCUGCGCCAAGUCAGCCACCAGGGCUAUGGCGCCGAGGCCGAGUUCGAGGAACCCCGAGUGAUCGAUCUGUGGGACUUGGCCAAGUCGUCCAACUUCACUGAGAAGGAGCUGGAGUCCUUCCGGGAGGAGCUUAAGCACUUUGAAGCCAAAAUUGAAAAACACAACCACUACCAGAAGCAGCUGGAAAUCUCUCACCAGAAACUGAAACAUGUGGAGAGCUUCGGGGACCGAGAGCACGUGAGCCGGAACAAGGAGAAGUACGCCGUGCUGGAGGAGAAGACCAAGGAGCUGGGCUACAAGGUGAAGAAGCACUUACAGGAUCUGUCGGGCCGCAUCUCCAGAGCUCGCCACAACGAGCUCUGAGGCCGCAGGAGCCCGCCGGAAAAAGCAAGAAGAAGCCGGGCGCCAGUGGCCUGCCUCAGCACGGGCCCGGGGGCUUGGGGCAGCGCUGGGCAUGAACAGGGCCUUGGGGGAGGCGUGGCGGGGACCAGCCGGGCACCCUGCAUGCGGAAGAGCUGCUCCGAUCCCCCGGGCGCCCGAUGAGCAGUGCCUCAGACUCGCGUGAAUCUGCCGCUGCGAUACUGUGUCUUCUAAAAACACGUCAUACGGUC